Messenger RNA from Bolinopsis microptera, 2978 nucleotides. Its product is annotated as trichohyalin-like. The record is from RefSeq and is a predicted model, not a curated record. NCBI's taxonomy places the organism in Eukaryota, Metazoa, Ctenophora, Tentaculata, Lobata, Bolinopsidae. Gene Ontology annotation, cellular component: transcription elongation factor complex. The transcript is spliced from 6 exons. Gene Ontology annotation, biological process: positive regulation of DNA-templated transcription. Gene Ontology annotation, molecular function: chromatin binding. The coding region runs from base 18 to 2828 and encodes 936 amino acids.
UUCUUAGUUCAGAUGUCAUGAAGGAAGAACUUACCAAACAGAAUGAUAACGUGUCAGUGGAUUCACGUAAACGAAUUUCCAAAGUGAAAGUAGCCCUAACGCUUGGACACUCCGCAUCUCAUAGAGCAAAAACAGCGAGCUCUGUCGAUGACUUUACCCACGACUGGAGCUUUUAUGUUAGAGGCGACCACGGCUGUAAAAUACAUCAUUACAUAGAGAGAGUGGUCUUCAAGUUGCAUGAGAGUUUUAAGAAUCCUGUUCAAGUGAUCAAGAAACCACCGUACGAGAUCCAUGAGCAAGGUUACGGAACAUUCAUCCUGUUUGUGGAGGUGAAUUUCAAGAACAAACGUAACCCAAAACAAAUUGAGUACAAAUACGAUCUAGUUCUGCCUGCAGAUGGGGUUCCACCGAUCAAUAGAGCAAGGAAAGAAAUAUUGACGUUCACUAAUCCCAACAAGGAGUUCAUGACAAAACUCAUCGACGGUGGCGGGGCCUUGCAACACGAAAACUUACCAUCAACAUCCCUUCCAAAACAACCUGCCCAAAUAGAACCGCCUAAAGAAUCAAAUGUCCCUAGUCCGUCAGUCAAUAAAAACAGGGAACAUACUCCAAAACCCUCCAAGGAGCAAGAAGAGAGACGCGCAGCAAAAGAGAAAAGAAAAGAAGAGAGGAGAAAAGAGAAGAGAGCGGUCGAAGACGAAGAGGAGGAGGAAGAUGAUGAGGAUGUUAGGGCAAGAAAGAAAGAGAAAAGAAAAGAAGAGAAGAGAAAAGAGAAGAGAGCGGUCGAGGACGAAGGGGAGGAGGAGGAUGAUGAUGAUGUUAGGGCAAGGAAGAAAGAGAAAAGAAAAGAAGAGAGGAGAAAAGAGAAGAGAGCGGUCGAAGAAGAAGACGAGGAGGAGGAUGAUGAGGAUGUUAGGGCGCGAAAGAAAGAGAAAAGAAAAGAAGAGAGGAGAAAAGAGAAGAGAGCGGUCGAAAACGAAGAAGAGGAGGAGAACGAGGAGGAUGUUAGGGUCAGAAAGAAAGAGAAAAAGAAGGAACGAAAUUCAGUCGAAGAAGAGGAAAAUGUGGAGCAAAGACCGGUUGUACAGAAAGAGCCGGAUGUGAGUCAAGCGGUGGUUAAAGAUUCCAAGAAACAUAAGAAGAGUAGUCGGCCUCCCUCAUCUACAACCCCAGUCGUUAAUAAUAAGGAGAAUAAAGCCGAAAGAAAACCAAAAUCAGAAGACAGGCAAAAACAAAAGAUCUCGUCCGUACUAGCUGCGAUUGGUGAUGUUGAAUCUUCAGACGAUGAGAAUUCACAAUAUUUCAAGGAAUCGCCUAAAAAAGAACCAAUUAAACAUCAUGAACAAACAGAACCCCAGAGUUCCAAGAAGUGUCCAUCUAAACCUGUUCAGAAAGAAAAACCAAAACGACAAAAACCAGAGGACUCGUUUUUGGAAUUUGAUAGCAUUGAUGCUUUGAAGGUGAAGAAAAAAUCUAAAUCUAAACCAGAGAAAUCAUCAGGAAAGAUUCAGUCUGACUCAGACAGGAAGCCCGUCACUUUCAACAAAGAUUCAGAAAAACCCAGACCUCCAAAAACUGUCAAAGUUGAAAAAGAAACAAAGCACUCGAAGAAGUAUUCAAGUUCAAAUUCAGACGAAGACAGUAAACAAGCGAAACAAACAGGUGAUACAUUUUUGGAGUUUGAUAACAUAAGCACUCUUAAGCCUAAAAAGAAGCCUCAUGAAACCCCUCAAAUCAAAUCAGAACACCAUGAAGCCAAGCACUCUAAAAAAUAUUCAAGCUCCAAUUCAGACGAAGAUAAUAGAUCAUCGAAACAAACGGAUGACACAUUCAUGGAGUUUGAUAACAUAAGCACUCUUAAGCCUAAGAAAAAAUCUCAAAUAAAAUCGGAGCAUCAUGAAAAAUCGAAAAAAAGAGAAAAAGAUGAUGACCUCAUCAAAAGUAAGGAAAGUAAAAAGAAAGAUAAGUCCAAACACAUAAAAGAGUUGAAACCGGAAAAACCAAGAAAACGAUCAAGUUCUCUUUCUAGCGACACUGAAGACGAUGCUGAGGAGGACGGUGAGAUCAGGACCCCCUCUUCUGAUGUGGAUAUUGAUGCUGAUGAAGCGGAAGUCGCUCGAAUAUUAAGCAUGGAACCUGAGGAGAAAGCGUUUAAAGAAGAUGAGAGGGUUCCACAGAAAACUAAAUCUAAAGAAAAGAAGAACAAGCACAAAGCUCUUAAGAAAGAUCCAGAAGCUUGGAGGCCUUACGACAUUAAGGAUGAGGGUGUAGAGCCUCCUAAAAUGAAGAGUGAUGGUUCCUCAAAGUUUUCGACCUCUCCCAUGCAACCUGACAGUUCUAAUUUGAAACAAGAAAAGAAUUCUUCUGAAAGUUCUGCUUCAAAGCAAUCAAAAUCCUACUCAAAACCUCCAGAGUUUCACAGAUCCGCACCAGAGCACGAAGCCACAAAACCAGAACUGCACAGUCCACCAUCUUCUUCCCACAUGCCCGACAUUCCCUCACCUCCUCUCCGACAGCGAGUCUCUGAGUCAUCCCUUGACCAGGAACACGCCUACAGACCCGACCAGUCUUACUCCAGUGAGAUGGUUGCUCCAUUAAGACAGGAACCUUCCAUAAUGUCACCGGACCACCUUCGUUUCAUGCUGAACAUUUACAAUAAGAUCCAUCAGUUGCAGAAAACGGAUGAUAAAAGCGCCAUAUCAGAAGUUGUCAACAUUUUAUCUACUAACGGUAGCACUAACAUGGAAUUGAAAGACGAGAAUGUAACGUUUGAUCUAGUGAACUGUGACAUGGAGACUCUGAAUACCAUUGACAGUGUUUUGUCAUAGCAUAACCAGGGUAAUGCUGCUUUUGUCAUUUCUGUUUUAUUCAACCAGAUAUAUAUUAUAUUUAUAAUAAUUUCAUCUGCUUUGUCUGCUGAAUUUUGUAAUUUUAUGCUUAAACAAAUUUUAAUUACUUAUCUAUUAAGUUGAUAAGGU